GGCUCGCGAUCGAGUGUUGUCCCUGUACGCCUCUUCUCAUACCCACUACCACCCAAUUCAGCCAUUCAAGUUUCCAGUUCAGCUACACACACCUCAAAAAUGUCGGAAUUACCAGCGAUUCGCUGGGGCAUCGUUGCUACCGGGAUGAUCUCCUCCUGGUUCGUCGAAGACCUCUUGGUCUCACGAUCAGAUGCAAAAGUCAAGCACAUUGUCCAAGCGAUUGGGAGUUCAUCCGUCCAGAAAGGGCAAGACUUCUCGAAGCAAUAUUGCCCGAAUAGUCAACCGGCUAUUUAUGGAUCGUACGGGGAAGUUUAUGCCGACCCCAAUGUGGAUAUCGUCUACAUUGGCACCCCGCACGCUUUCCACAAGCAAAACUGCCUGGAUGCCAUCGAAGCAGGCAAACCCAUUCUUUGCGAGAAGGCUUUCACGAUAAACACUCGUGAGGCAAAGGAGGUCUUUGCGCGUGCCAAGGCAAAGGGAGUCUACGUUGCUGAAGCCAUGUGGCUCCGCCACCGACCUCUGGUCCAAGAUCUGCAACGCAUGCUUCACAAAGACAAGGUCAUUGGCGAAGUUUUCCGCGUCUACUCUGAGUUCGGUCUCGGGCUAGACAUCCCGAACCUCCCAGACAGCUCGCGUUAUAAGCAACCUCACCUUGGUGCAGGGUCGCUAUUGGAUUUGGGGAUCUACACUCUGACGUGGGCUAUCCUAGGCUUGGACGCAGGAACUCCUGGUUCUUCUGAGAAGCCCAAGAUCCUAGCUUCACAGUCGCACGAUGGUUCUGUCGAGGUGACUACCAGUGUCAUCCUCCACUAUCCCUCUACGGGUAGACAGGGUGUUGUCACUUCAACGACAAUGGCAACUGGAAACCCAGAUGUGUUGGCACGCAUUCAAGGAACCAAAGGCACGAUUGAGGUACAUGGCACCGUCCCAUCUGACCCAGACUCUUUCACUUUGUACUCCACAUUUGAGAGAGACCAGGUCAAGGGCAUCAUCGGAAGGGACGCGAUCAAGACAUUUGAAUACAAGCCAGUCGGACGAGGGUAUUAUUGGGAAGCCGACAACGCUGCGUUGGAUGUGCUGGCCGGGAAGUUGGAGAGUGACGUGAUGCCUUGGGCAGAGACUAUUCGUGUCAUGGAGAUGAUGGACGAAAUCCGACGACAGGGUGGGACUGUGUAUCCUCAAGACGAGGAGUGA
Colletotrichum tamarilloi is the source of this 1194-nucleotide messenger RNA. Its product is annotated as dimeric dihydrodiol dehydrogenase. The annotation marks the transcript as partial. Gene Ontology annotation, molecular function: nucleotide binding. NCBI's taxonomy places the organism in Eukaryota, Fungi, Ascomycota, Sordariomycetes, Glomerellales, Glomerellaceae. The record is from RefSeq and is a predicted model, not a curated record. The transcript has 2 exons.